AAUCUAACAAGGGUUUCAGAAUUUUUCCUCCUGGGCCUCUCAGAUGAUCCAGAACUGCAGCCCCUCCUCUUUGUCCUGUUUCUGUCCAUGUACCUGGUCACCAUACUGGGGAACCUGCUCAUCAUCCUGGCUGUCACCUCUGACUCCCACCUCCACACCCCCAUGUACUUCUUCCUCUCCAUCCUGUCCUUGGUUGACAUGGGCUUCAUCUCCACCACUGUCCCCAAGAUGAUUGUGAACAUCCACACUCACAGCACAGUCAUUUCCUAUGUGAGCUGCUUAUCUCAAAUGUCCAUUUUUACUCUUUUUGGAUGUAUGGAUGGUACUCUACUAACUGUGAUGGCCUAUGACAGGUUCCUGGCCAUAUGUCAACCACUGCAAUACCCGGUCAUCAUGAACCCACACCUAUGUUGCUUCUUACUUUUGGUGUCUUUUUUCAUCAGCAUUUUGGACUCCCAGAUGCACAAUUGGAUUGUGAUACAACUUCCCUGCUUCAAGGAUGUGGAAAUUUCUAAUUUCUUCUGUGACCCUUCUCUACUCCUCAAGCUUGCCUGUUCUGACACUUCCACCAAUAACAUAGUCAUGUAUUUUGUUGGCGCCGUUUACGGUGGUACUCAGGUCUCAGGGAUCUUUUUCUCUUAUACUCGAAUUCUUUCCUCCGUUCUGAGAGUCCCUUCAUCAGGUGGGAGGUAUAAAGCCUUCUCCACCUGUAGCUCUCACCUGGCAGGUGUUUGCUUAUUUUAUGGAACAGGCCUUGGGGUGUACUUCAGCUCAGCAGUCUUACAUUCUCCCAGGAAGGAUGCAGUGGCCUCAGUGUUGUACACUGUGGUCACCCCCAUGCUGAACCCCUUCAUCUAUAGCCUGAGGAACAGAGACAUCAAAAGAGCCAUGAAGAGGUUCCUCAGCAAAAUUAUCUAA
Messenger RNA from Phacochoerus africanus (Common warthog), 918 nucleotides. RefSeq names its product olfactory receptor 7E24-like. Gene Ontology annotation, molecular function: G protein-coupled receptor activity; olfactory receptor activity. Gene Ontology annotation, biological process: G protein-coupled receptor signaling pathway. The transcript has a single exon. Bases 88 to 918 code for a protein of 276 amino acids. The record is from RefSeq and is a predicted model, not a curated record. Gene Ontology annotation, cellular component: membrane. NCBI's taxonomy places the organism in Eukaryota, Metazoa, Chordata, Mammalia, Artiodactyla, Suidae.